UGGAGAUAUAAACAUAAUGGCGUUGUUUAGAAACAAGAGCUCUGCUUCACCGUACUCAACUUUGGACAGGAAAGUAGACAGAAAUGAGUCUAAAACAAGCACAGAAAACGAAGAUUCAUUCAGAAGUUUAUCUGAAGACGCAGAGGGGGAUGUCAGUGAGGGUCAACAUGAGGCUGACGAAGGCCGGGAGUCCGGGAGGAAGCUGCCAGGGCCAGAAGAAGAAGAGUUUAACAGCAGAGAGUAUGGAGCUGGCACCACGGUUGGAUACAAUGGGUUUCGCUCGCUUCGGGACUGGAUAGUGCGCCACACACAGGUGGUGUUUAGACUUUUAACUUAUUCAAAGAAAGACAGAAAUAAGCCUGAAACAAGCGACAACAACACACGUCCACUCAAGAAUUCACCUGACGAUGCAGAGAGGGUUAUUAGUCCCGAACUAAAAACGUCCUCAGAUAAUGGUGAGGUGCCCGUGAGCAAGCGAGCAAGCUCUAACCAAGAGGACUUUCAAAAUGAUCGAGUUGAGACCGUUGAUGAAAAUGUUUCUAUGGUACACCCAAAUGAGUCUGAAAUACGCACAGAAAAUGCAGUUGACGAAGUGAAGAAGCUGACAGGGCCGGAAGAAGAAGAAGAAGAGUUUGACAGCACAGAGUAUCGAGUUCACACUACGGAUGAAUUCUACUGCGACUAUGAUUCAACCUGGGAGACCGACCCGAAUGAGGAGAGCCCACCCAGCAGGAUCAGACAGACAACAAACUCCAACUAUUACAAGUUCAGCAGAUUUGAACGUGCUGCGAGAGACAUGCAGAACUACAGACAUGACUACCCUAGCCAAAUCAAGACACAGCACAGGAAGAAGAACACAAAUGACGACAAGCCUAACCUGAAUUUCUACCUUGGAAAGAAACGAUCGGUGCCAGACGGUGUCAGCAUAACUGAGUUCCAUAAAAACUGGUAUGGAGACUAUGAAAGACUUGAGCACAUGCAAACCUAUAUUCAGUGGUUGUUCCCACUGCAAGAACCAGGAGUGAACUAUGAGGCCAGUACACUGACAAAGGAAGAAAUUAGGGAUUUUCUUGAUCACAGCAUUGCAAAGGAAAACCUGCUGAAGUCGUACGAGCUCAUGUUGGACUUUUAUGGUAUCGUGUUGUGUGAUGAAAAAACUGGAGAAGUCAAGAGAGCAGAGCACUGGGAAGAAAGAUUUGACAACCUUAACAGUCACACACACAACAGCCUGCGCAUCACUCGCAUCCUGAAGUGUCUGGGAAACCUGGGUUACCGUCACUACCAAGCCCCUCUGGUCCGCUUCUUCCUGGAGGAGACUCUGGCCAACGGACAACUUCCAAACAUCAGGGACAGCGUCCUCAGCUACUUUAUGUUUGCUGUACUUGAUAAGAAAAAGCGCAGACGUCUCAUCAAGUAUGCAUAUUUGAACUAUGAGCUUAAAGAUGAGUUUGUGUGGUGCCCAAAGAAAAUCCAAGAAUUGUGG
Molecule: messenger RNA, 1483 nt
Organism: Neolamprologus brichardi
Lineage: Eukaryota; Metazoa; Chordata; Actinopteri; Cichliformes; Cichlidae
Source: RefSeq, a predicted model, not a curated record